This is a messenger RNA of Pungitius pungitius (ninespine stickleback), 6414 nucleotides long. RefSeq names its product solute carrier family 35 member F1 (gene slc35f1). Gene Ontology annotation, biological process: transmembrane transport. Gene Ontology annotation, molecular function: transmembrane transporter activity. Bases 247 to 1401 code for a protein of 384 amino acids. NCBI's taxonomy places the organism in Eukaryota, Metazoa, Chordata, Actinopteri, Perciformes, Gasterosteidae. The record is from RefSeq and is a predicted model, not a curated record. Gene Ontology annotation, cellular component: membrane. The transcript has 10 exons.
GGGUCUGGCUGAGAAGGACCAACGAGCGCAGAACGUGGUCCUGGAUCCCGUGGCUUUUCUGCAAGGGGGCAGUGCAUCCACGCCGGGGGCUAAGUGCCACUUGAAUAUUGUUCCCUCCCACAAGCGUGUAGGGCGGUCUGGAGCGCGCGUCGGUCCGCUGAGGUGAGCCCCCCGCCCCCAAAUCUCCUCCGCUCCUCCCCAGAAGAAGAACGCUGCUCUCUGCCGCUCGGUCUCGGGUACAGAAGCAUGAUGUCUGUCGUCUCCACUGUGGAGAGCGUCCCCAGAGUAACGGGCACCCCCGCGCCGAGUCUCUACCAGCGGACAAGGAGACUCCUCACCAGGGACCUGCUGGUGACCCUCGCUCUGGGUCAGGUCCUGUCCCUGUUAAUCUGUGCAAUCAGUCUGACCAGCAAAUACCUGGCUGAGGACUUCCACGCCAACACGCCGGUGUUCCAGAGCUUUCUCAACUACAUCCUGCUGUUUCUGGUUUACACCACCACACUGGCGGUCAGGCAAGGGGAUGGGAACCUGCUGGCCAUCCUGAAGCAGCGCUGGUGGAAAUACAUGAUUCUGGGUUUGAUAGACAUCGAGGCCAACUAUCUGGUGCUCAAGGCUUACCAGUACACCACACUCUCCAGUGUACAGCUGUUGGACUGUUUUGGCAUCCCAGUGGUCCUGCUGCUGUCCUGGUUCUUUCUUUUAGUGAGGUACAAGACUGUCCACUUUGUCGGGGUGGGACUGUGUCUGCUGGGUGUCGGCUGCAUGGUGGGAGCUGACAUACUGCUCGGUCGACAGCAAGGUCUCGCAGGAGAGCAGAAGCUGUUUGGGGACCUCUUGGUCGUGGGUGGAGCGACCCUCUACGGGAUUUCCAACGUCUGUCAGGAGUUUAUCGUGAAGAACCUGAGUCGUGUGGAGUUCCUUGGCAUGAUGGGACUAUUUGGAUCCUUCUUCAGUGGCAUCCAGCUGGCCAUCAUGGAGCACAAAGAGCUGCUGAAGGUACCCUGGGACUGGCAGAUAGGUCUUCUGUAUAUCUGUUUCAGUGCCUUCAUGUUCUGCCUGUAUAGCUUCAUGCCAGUGGUGUUAAAGAGAACAAGCGCCACCUCAGUCAAUCUCUCUCUGCUCACAGCGGACAUGUAUAGCUUCUUCUGUGGCCUCUUCCUCUUUCACUACAAGUUUUCUGGCCUCUAUUUGUUGUCCUUCUUCGUUGUCAUCUUGGGCCUGGUCCUUUACGCCACCACGUCCACCUACGUAGCUCAGGACCCCCGCGUUUACAAGCAUUUCAGGAACACCGGCUGCCAGCCGGCCACUGACCGGCCUUCGCUCGGAGUCCCGGAGCCCUCCGUCACCUACAGCAGCCUGGGUCCCGAAGCAGGCGACGACCUUCCCGUACACGUAGUCUAAGACCUGGCAAGGAAUUUAAUCUGUCAGGCUGGUGAAUUGUCAGGCGAGAUGUAGCCUCCAGUUUCUGCCCAAGCUGUAUAGAGAAGAAAUGUGGCGGCCGUACCUGGUCUCCUGAGCAGGGCAGCCAGAUAAUUACCCAGGUAGGUCCUGCUUAUUAUUUAAUGGCCGUUAUUGAGGAACAAAGUCUCCACCUGCUCAGAGACCAAGGUAAGACUCCCUAACACAUAAUGUUGUAAAAACAAAUAACCAAGUGAGUGAAACUGUUGAGGUCAAAGGUCAAAGACCGUGAGGAGGCAUCCUUCAUGUAAAUAGAUGGUAUCUUAUUUUUUACCGUAUUUGAUCUAUCUUUUUUACAUCUGUAAAGAAUGUUUGUGCUUCACUCGUCUAUAAAACUGUAUUCAUUUAAUUUGACAUGUUCUAUGAAUCUACUGUGUUCAUAAAUCUAACUUCAAUAUGAGUUCAGUAGAUAAUAUGCCGAUCUGAGUCAGUUAGUACUUAAAUAGCAGGGAAUCAAGUAUGAAUGGCGGACCAUCCUUGUAUCACUCAAAGCUACGCUGAUAUCUAAAUAUUCUUCAUCAUGUAAUGAAUGCAGGCUGUUACAAACAUAUUUAUACCUAUCAUAUUUAAGUUUGACAACGUUUACACUGAAAAAAGUAUUCUGUAGUAUGUAUACCAGUAGACAGCAUUUAGAGCAUCUUGAGAAAAUGAAUCCUUCAACUGAUGAGAAAUGUAAAUAUUUGAAGAGUAGUCUUGUCUGGUGGGGGAGGUGGGUGCUUGCGUAUUAAUUCUUUAUUUAUUUUUUUGCAUUCAGUUAUCUGGAUAUACACUGAGGCGUUUAUGCACAAUUUGGAAAUCUAACAAUCCAAUUUGUGAAUGGAAAUACACCCACCGGCUCUAAAAGUAAUAUAUUACCAGCAAUAUUUCCAUAGACAGUAUUACAUGGCUCACAGAUGGAACACCCUUGCUGAUUAAAUUCAACUCUCAUAGUAAAAUGAUUGAACUACUGGGCAACUCUAUUAAACUCAACCUUUCUGGUAAACUCUAGUCUUCAAAAGUCCAUUUGCAUUGCAGACUUUUUGGUCUCCUAAACAUAGAUAACGCUGAUGAUCACUAUGAUGUUGUAUGAUGUCAGCCUGGACAACGCUCCAUCUGAGCCACAAAAGACAUAAAACAAUAAGUAAGCUGAAUCUAACUAAUGACCAUUAGCACACACGGCUGUGUUACUGGUUUUGGCUUUAAUUUGAUGCAGUGAUCAGUAACAGAAUGGAGGUGUGAUACGCUGACGUCGUAUUAGACCAUAAUCCUUUGAAAACUGCUGUUUGCUAGGUAAAAUAAAAAAUAAAACAGGAGAUGUUUAGUUAUGUCAUCCUUGUUUUUUCCAUUUCACUGUGGUCCGGCCAAUCGGAAAUCACUACUGUAAACUGAACUAUGUUUUCCACAUUUUCAGAUAUAUUAACAUGAGUGUCGUGGCCUUAGUGUUGAUUUGUAUGAGACAAAUUUAUGAGAUGCCCUACAGCUCAAAUCCAACUGAAUGGUUCCUUUCCUCUUUAAAAGAAAAGUGUACUCCAGGUUGAGGAGCAUUAUUUGACCCCUAUUUAAAUCCUAAUUGUGUUUGAAACCUAAAAGCAAUAUAAGUUCUUGUCGAUUUACAGGAGAGACUUAACAGGGUUAUUGAACUGUUCACUUGGUUUGGUUUACUUAUUUAUUCACUUUAUGACUGUUCUGCUGUCUGGAUUCUUUAUGAGGGACUUUUUUGAUGCUCCUGUUUCAACUGCCUUUUGUAUCCUGUUUGAUGUAAUGCAUCGGGCUUACUGUGUAUAUGCUUACAUAGAUGUUCCUUAUUGUAAAAUAAAGCUUCUUUGUCAGAACACCCAGUCCCACCCGCUUUGUGAGCAGUGUCCAAUUUUAAAAAGUUUUGAGUUUUCCAAUCGCAAGAGGAUGAACCAUUUAAUGUCAAAAUAUUGAGUUUGAAGAUUGUGUCGAAAGAAACUUGCUUUACAUCCAAGUAUUGAAAAUCUGAUAACCUCUGGAAAUAAUUAUGAAAGACAGUGAGAGAUAUAUAGAUAAACAAAAGUUGAUUUAAAAAAAGGUCAUAAACAAAUACAUAUCAUACAUUUAUUUCUACAUUUACACAUGUAUUUAUGCGUGUGUCUGGAUGCUAACGAGGUGGGCGGUCCUAACCUCUGUCUAAAGCAGGAUUGGUCAGAGGAGUGUGAUUGCUCCUGGGGUACUACUUCUGUCUUGAAGUUCGCUCCUCGGUAGAAGCUGUUAGCAUUUGGCUACAUGGUGUUUUCAAACCAUUUCAAAUCGUUAGCAAACGAUUUAGAAAAGCGCGUUAAGAAAGAGACGCUUCAGUUUCUGCUGGAUGAAGUGAUAGAGGACUUGUCUCAGCCCAAUGAAGACAUGGAUGUGGAACCAGAGGAGCGACCGAUGGACGUCCAUCGUAUAUUUUAUUCUCCUUUGGGGCAACAUGGCGCAGCAGCAGUACAGAAUAAGGUAAUAAGGUCAAGUGUUUUAUUUACCAUCUUUUAAAAGUAGCUGUAUAUCGUUUUGCAAAUGUACAUAAUGUUUACUGAUCGUAACUUUUAUGAACUUUUUACAUGGAAUAAACUCUUCAGUAUAUCAGAUAAUUUGCAACCCCAUUACUUGAUAAAAUGAAGUUGAAUGUGGUCCGAUUUUACACAUUUUUAGUUAAGCACCAUCAUCAGUUUGACCCUGAUGAUGGUGCAGUCAGAAACAUAAAUUAAAAGUGAAAUAUUUUAACAUGUUAAUGACAUGUAAAAAGAUAUGACAGAUGUAUUUAGGCAGCAGGUUCAAGUUAAAGCUCCAGUUAUAUUUCAUUCAUUUCUAUAGCACAUAGCUGGGUUCAGACUAACACUAUAAAAUAAUCUCAAUGUUCAGGAAUCAGGAAACGUUUAUUGCCAUCAUAUGUUGGACAUGGAAUUUGACUUGGCGGUUGGUGCAUGACUGAAGACAGUACAAUAAUGACAAUGUAGUGCAGCAAUAAGAUAAAAAUAAAAUAAAAGAAUAAUAAAAUAUAUGCUAUGGGUUAGUAAAUUGAAAAAGAUACAAUUAAAAAUAAAGAUAAAGUGCACCAGCUAAACAGAAAGUGACAAGUGACAAAGUGUAUGUACAGUGAGAUUCAGUCAGGGGGGGCCCGGGCUCUGUUGAUGAGCCUGACUGCCGAAGGGAAGAAACGGUUAGUGUGGCUUGAGGUCUUAGUCCUGAUGGACCUCAGCCUCCUGCCGGAUGGAAGGGGCACAAUCAGGUUCUGUCCGGGGUGAGAGGGGUCAGCUACAAUCUUUCAGGCCCGCUUCAAAGACCUGGAAGCGAACAAGUCCUGGAGAGGUGGCAGAUUGCAGCCGAUCACCCUCUCUGCAGAGCGGAUGACACGCUGCAACCUGCCCUUGUCCUUGGCUGUGGCUGCAGCGUACCACACGGUGAUGGAGCAGAGGAUGGACUUGAUGAUGGCCUUGUAGAAGUGCACCAUCAUCGUCUUUGGCAGGUUGAAUUUCUUCAGCUGCCUCAGGAAGAACAUCCUCUGCUAGGCCUUUUUCGUGAUGGAGCUGAUUUUCAUCUCCCACUUGAGGUCCUGGGGGAUGAUGGAGAACAGGAAACGGAAGGAAUCAACAGUGGUGAUUGGGGAAUCGCACAGGGUGAGGGGGGUAAGUGGGGCUGCGUUCUUCCUAAAGUCCACAACCAUCUCCACUGACUUUAGCGCGUUGAGCACUAGGUUGUUCUGGCUGCACCACGACACAAGGUGGUCAGACCCCCACCUGUUGGCGGACUCAUCCCCACCAGAGAUCAGUCCAAUGAGGGUGGUGUCAUCCGCAAACUUCAGGAGCUUGACGGACUGGUGACUGGAGGUGCAUCUGUUGAUGUACAGGGAGGAGAGCAGAGGGGAAAGAACGCAGCCUUGGGGGGAACCGGUGCUGAUGGUCCGGCAGGCAGAGACAUGUUUCCCCAGCUUCACGUGCUGCUUCCUGUCGGACAGGAAGUCAGUGAUCCACUUGCAGGUGGAGUCGGGCACGUGCAGCUUGGAGAGUUUGUCCUGCAGUAGAGACGGGAUGAUGGUGUUGAAGGCAGAGCUGAUGUCCACAAACAGGAUCCUGGCGUAGGUUCCUGGGAAGUCCAGAUGCUGGAGGACGAAGUGGAGGGCCAUGUUGAGACCUGUUGGCUCUGUAGGCGAACUGCAGGGGGUCCAGGAGGGCGUCGGUGAGGGUGUUCAGGUGGGACAGGACAAGCCGUUCAAAGGACUUCAUGACUACAGAGGUCAGGGCGACGGCCUGUCGUCAUUCAGUCCUGUGAUCCUUGGCUUCAUGGGAACAGGGAUGAUGGUGGAGGCCUUGAAGCAGGCUGGAACAUCACCAAGGAGGUGUUGAAGAUGGCGGUGAACACAGGAGACAGCUGGUCAGCACAAUGCUUCAGGGUGUGGGACGAGAGAGUCCGGACCGGUAGUUAAACUACUGUUUACAACAGAUCAAUGUUGACUUGUGAUCAACAUGUGGUUUUUGUACUGAGUCAUGUCACAUCGCUUUUGUUGACUCUUCUGACUUUUGUCUUGUCGUUUUUGAUGACCGGAGUCCACGACCUAUAAACUCCAUUAGAAGACAAAGAUUUGGAUGAAACUGGGACUCAAAUUCUGCAGAAACAUCCCAACACUGGAUACCAAAUGGAGGAACACCUUCAGGUUAUCCAGGAUGCCUGGACCUGCUACGACUACGUACCGAGGGAAACCAGUCCACCCCACAAGUGUGGAGUCUCCAUGAACACAAGGCACAGCAGGACUCAGUACAGGUCCACAUGGAGGUUUGAGUUAACUGUACCGUGUGGUCAUCGUCAGCCUGGUGUUCUGGUCCCUGUCAUUCGGUUGCAACGCUGAAGGCCCCCUUUCCAAUGUGUUGGAUGUCUUUGUACAAACUGAAUGCUUAAUAUCAGAUGUGCUCCAGUAAAUGCCUGUGUCACCAGCUGCAUGAUGCAGGGGAAGUUAAAUAAAUGCUUUUAUUAAGAAUA